Messenger RNA from Serendipita indica DSM 11827, 1248 nucleotides. NCBI's taxonomy places the organism in Eukaryota, Fungi, Basidiomycota, Agaricomycetes, Sebacinales, Serendipitaceae. The record is from the annotation of a GenBank genome assembly.
AUGCGAAUCAUCGUUCGGCUGCUGCGGUUUGUUGUCACAUGGGUUUGCAGGAACGAUUACUGGGACCCGACCAUCGAAGAUGCAUAUGUGAAAAAAUGUGUUAUCGACAACGAAGAAGCCAUUUUGUCAGUUCUCGAUACAGCGGGACAGGAAGAAUAUGCGGCGAUGAGGGAGCAAUACAUGCGGCCCGGAGAGGGAUUCUUGCUUGUGUAUUCCAUUACUGACCGGAGCUCGUUCGAAGAGCUCGAAGUGUUCUAUGAACAAAUCCUCCGCGUCAAAGACCGCGACUACUUCCCCAUGAUUGUCGUUGGUACAAAGUGCGACGCCGAAUUUGACAGACAAGUCCCUUCCAGCGAGGGAAGAGCCCUCGCUGCACGCUUGCGAGGUCGUCAUAUCGAGACCUCUGCAAAGGAGCGAAUCAAUGUCGAUGCUGCAUUCAUCGAACUCGUCAAGUUGAUCAAGAGUUAUCAAAAGGAGCAAUAUCAAGCACGUCUUCCCGGCAGACAAUCGAUGAUGCCGGAUCGCCAGCAACUCGCUCAGGACGACUAUCAUGGAAAGAAGCGUGGAUGCGGCUGCAUCGCACAGUUUUUGCGAGAGUACAAGCUCGUCGUCGUCGGUGGUGGUGUCGACCGCGCCGCUCACGCUGUUCCAAAAGGUGUCGGCAAGUCUGCGCUGACAAUCCAGUUCAUUCAAUCCCACUUUGUUGACGAAUAUGAUCCUACCAUCGAAGACUCGUAUCGCAAGCAGUGCGUGAUCGACGAUGAAGUGGCUCUCUUGGACGUCUUGGACACGGCAGGACAGGAGGAAUACGGAGCCAUGAGAGAGCAAUACAUGCGCACCGGCGAGGGCUUCCUCUUGGUCUACUCGAUCACAUCCCGCAACUCAUUUGAAGAAAUCUCGACUUUCCACCAGCAGAUUCUCCGAGUCAAGGACAAGGACACCUUCCCCGUUGUCAUUGUCGCCAACAAGUGCGACCUCGAAUUUGAGAGGCAGGUCGGCCAAAACGAGGGCCGCGAUUUGGCCAAGCACUACAACUGCAAAUUUAUUGAGACCUCGGCCAAGCAACGCAUCAACGUUGACGAGGCAUUCAGUGCUUUGGUGCGGGAAAUCCGUCGCUUCAGCAAGGAGCAAUAUCAGGCGCGCUCCAACACUGCUCCUGGUGGCGGAAUCGGUGGUGGUGCUCCGACGUACGACCGUGCAGAUGCAGGCCAUUCGGGAGGCUGCUGUGGCGGAUGUGUGGUACUGUAA